AUGAAUAUGUUGGAUGAUGAAGAUGACCAAAGCUUUCACGCUACGCGUGACGGCUACUCCCAUUUGAGUGAUGUCGAAUGGGAUGCGGUUGAACGAAUGGGUUCGACCAUGGGCAUCCAUGCUGUUAGCGUCAUGCUAGAGGCUCUCAAUAGAGAUGCCCAACAUGCUACUAUCGCCAAGUUCAUUCAAAAUGAACUUGACGCAGAACGCGAGAAAGUAGCCUUGCUUCACCAACAAGGUUCUCAACAAGCAGAGUUGUUGAGAGAACAAGGUGCUCAACAGUUUGAACUGUUGAGACAGCAGCAGGCUGCUGCUGGCGGGUCGAUGCACUCGCGUCGGCCCGAGACUUUGAAGAUUGACAUCUCAAAGUAUAGAGGGGUCGAAGAAGACUCCCUCUUGAGAUGGUUCGUCGAAUUGGAUGACGCCAUAAGGGCGCGUCGCAUCGACGACGGGGAUAUGCAAGUUGCAUUUGCCCAGUCAAAUCUGGCAGGACGUGCCAAGACUUGGGCACUGGGGCUCAAGCUGCACGACCCAUACGCGUUUGGGUCGUUGGAAGUCUUCAAGUCGCGGCUCAGACAAACGUUUGAACCGCCUAGAGCUGAGUUCAGAGCUCGAACCGAACUCUUGAAGCUCCAAACAAGUUCCAAUCCGGUGGAUGAACACACGUUGGUUUCGGUGUUCAUGCAGGGUCUUGCGGAUGGUCCCGUCAAGACUCACCUGUUCCGGCUUGAACUAGAUUCACUAGAACAAGCCAUUUCCAUUGCGGAGCAGGAAGACUUCAGUCUGAGACAGGCUCGCGCCAGCUCGACAUCAUAUCGUCAACCGAGACGAUAUGACAACGGAGGUCCAGAGCCGAUGGAACUCUGUUAUGUAGAGAGCGAGAAGGCUCGCUCUACAGGCUACAAGAAGUUGCAGAGAUACAACAGAUGUCAAAAGACAGGACACUACGCUUACGAGUGUAGUGCCCCUCGUCCAGUGUCUCGCGACACUGGGCGUAGUGACCGUCCGCCCAUGAGAAAGGGGCAGGGACGAGGGUCCGCAGUUGGUGCAAAGACGCAACAACGGGAUGGACCGUCAAAAAACGGACAGGAUCAGUAG
Peronospora matthiolae is the source of this 1098-nucleotide messenger RNA. The record is from the annotation of a GenBank genome assembly. Lineage: Eukaryota; Oomycota; Peronosporomycetes; Peronosporales; Peronosporaceae.